Vanderwaltozyma polyspora DSM 70294 is the source of this 594-nucleotide messenger RNA. RefSeq names its product Tvp23p (gene TVP23). Gene Ontology annotation, cellular component: Golgi membrane. The coding region runs from base 1 to 594 and encodes 197 amino acids. The transcript has a single exon. The record is from RefSeq and is a predicted model, not a curated record. Gene Ontology annotation, biological process: protein secretion; vesicle-mediated transport. NCBI's taxonomy places the organism in Eukaryota, Fungi, Ascomycota, Saccharomycetes, Saccharomycetales, Saccharomycetaceae.
AUGGAACAGAUUAAUAAUUUUUAUAGUACUAUAUUGAAAUCAUCUCAUCCAUUUUUAUUAUCUAUCCACUUAGGGGGAAAAGCUGUACCAUUGAUAUUUUAUGUAUUAGGAUCGCUAUUUAUGGGGUUUACAGCCCAGUUUAUAUCUGUGGUAUUAUUACUAGCGUUUGAUUUCUAUAUUACCAAGAAUAUAAGUGGUCGGAAGCUUGUUCAGUUACGUUGGUGGUAUGAUACUACUGGUAAACAAUCAAGUUCUUUUACCUUCGAAUCUUACAAACAGUUCUCACCAGGUCCAUCCAUCAACCCAAUAGAUUCUAAACUAUUCUGGUGGUCUAUAUACUUGACUCCAAUAGUAUGGAUUGUAUUUGGCAUUAUGUGCAUUCUAAGACUAAAAUUGUUCUACUUCUUAUUAGUUUCUGUUGGUAUUUGUUUAACAGGAAUCAACGCUUAUGGAUUCCGUUCCUGUGAUAAAUGGGAACCAAAUGCAAAUGAAGAUAGUAACAAUUCAUGGUUCCAAUUGCCUACAAUCCCAGGCCUGGAUAAUUUAAAUGCCUUAUCACAAGUUCAAUCAUUUUUCCAAAGUCGUUCUGGUUAA